AUGUCCACCACUCAACUCAACAAAGUAGCCAUCUUCGGUGCCUCUGGCAACUUCGGCACCCCCAUCACUGCAGCUCUCACCAAAGCUAGCUUCAACGUCACCAUCAUCACCCGAAAUGAAUCAAAGUCCACGUUUCCAGAUGGCAUCCCUGUAAUAAGAACAGACUAUAAUCUGGAAGCACUCACCCAAGCGCUUUCUGGCCAAGACGCCGUUGUGUGCGUUGUCGGUCCAGCCGGCAUCAGUCUGCAAGCGACCAUGAUUGACGCUGCUCUCGCCGCUGGAGUCAAACGCUUCAUCACUGAUGACUACGGCUGGGGUCCAGAGUUCAGAAGCUAUCCUGAAUUCGAAGCGGUGCGCGCCCAGCGAGCCGUUGGUGUCGAUCGCGCAAAAGAACAUGCUGCUGCGAACCCCAACUUUACUUGGACCAGUAUCGCGACUGGCAACCCCAUUGACUGGGCGCUAAAACGGUUCCCUACUAUGGGAUUCGACAUCAAGAAUCGCUGUGCAAUCAUCUAUGAUCAAGGAGAAGAGUACUUUACUGGAACCACUCUUGGAGGAAUAGGUCAGUCGGUAGUUGGAGUCCUUCAACACCCUGAAGAAACAGCGAAUCAACACGCCAAAGUGCUCUCCAUCAAAACAUGUCAGAAUGAACUGUUGGAAGCAUUUCAGAAGGAAACGGAAAUUCAAUGGGAUAUCCAGAGACGGACGACUCGUGAGCUUAUAGAUGGAGCGCGAAAGAAGCGUGACAAUGGUGAAGGCGGCUGGAUUCUUGACUUGGCUGUCGCUCAAUUGUAUGAGGCAGCUGAGGGAGGGAAAGCUCGCUGUAUCGUUGCGCCGUCAUGGGAGGAGUCGGAUUCUGGGCUGCUCAGGGUAACUAAGGAAUCACCGGAAACCAUUAUCGCUUCUGUACUGGCUAGUGCUUGA
Messenger RNA from Fusarium musae, 924 nucleotides. RefSeq lists its product as uncharacterized. Gene Ontology annotation, molecular function: oxidoreductase activity. The record is from RefSeq and is a predicted model, not a curated record. The transcript has 2 exons. NCBI's taxonomy places the organism in Eukaryota, Fungi, Ascomycota, Sordariomycetes, Hypocreales, Nectriaceae. The coding region runs from base 1 to 924 and encodes 307 amino acids.